Molecule: messenger RNA, 1870 nt
Organism: Cuscuta epithymum
Lineage: Eukaryota; Viridiplantae; Streptophyta; Magnoliopsida; Solanales; Convolvulaceae
Source: the annotation of a GenBank genome assembly
AUAUAAUCCGAUCCGGUGCUGGUUUUAGCGUCUCCCUCGGUCUCUCCCAGGUCUCCAUUUGGCCAAAUUCACCGAGCUCUAGUAGUUUAUUUUCUUUUUUGUAUCACCAUUGAUCAUUCUAAUUAAAAUAAAUUAUUAAUGGCAGCUUGUUUAAACCAUUGAUUGAUGCUUUCUUCUGCACCAUUCCCCUCCCUUCGGCACAAGGAACAGCAGUUCCAUCCCAUUUUCUUUUCUUUUUCUCCAUACCCAUAAGUUUCACGAGCAUGUACUUCUCCCCAGGACCUUGAAUUUGAUUCCUCACCGUCACAAAUAACCGCCUUUCUGCCCACUUUAUCGUAUAUAUAUUCAUCAUUAUUCCCCUGCAUAUAUGUCUACACCGUUUCCUCUAUAACAAUGGCUACCUCCGCUGGGAAGAACAACUUAUUGCCUACAGCUCUGGUCUCCAAUCUCCAGGAUGUUCUUCUACGCCGGAAAAGUGACGCCGGUGAGAAAGGAAAGGAGGAGGCUCAACAAUCGAAGUCCAACGACGAUACGACGGAGCUGUCAUCUUCGAACGCCACCGGGGAGCCGGACAGCACGAAGCCUAUCGUUUUGGUGACUAAUGCCGACGGGAUUGAUUCCCCAGGUCUCACAUGUCUUGUCGAUGCUCUGGUUCGCCAUGGCCUCUACAAUGUUUACAUCUGCGCUCCGCAAUCAGACAAAUCAUUAUCUGGCCAUUCAAUUACGCUGAGGGAAACAGUUGGAGUGAGCUCAGUUGAAGUUCAAGGAGCCACCGGCUAUGAGGUUUCUGGGACUCCUGCGGAUUGUAUCUCACUGGUCUUAUCCGGGGCACUUUAUUCUUGGUCAAAGCCUUCCAUUGUAAUCAGCGGAAUCAAUAGGGGCUCGAGUCGUGGCAAUCACAUGUAUAGCUCGGGUGUUGUAGCAGGUGCUAGGGAGGCAUUGUUGAGUGGCAUUCCCUCUAUAUCAAUAUCUCUUAACUGGAAGAAUGAUGAAAGUCAGGAAAAUGAUUUCAAGGAUGCUGCAAGCGUUUCAUUACCUUUAAUUGCUACAGCAAUUAGAGAUAUAGAAAAGGGUGCUUUUCCCAAAUGUUGUUUACUGAAUGUAGAAGUUCCAACUUCUCCUCUCACAAAUAAGGGAUUUAAAUUAACAAAACCGAGUAUUUGGAGGUCCACACCAAGUUGGAAAGCUAUUCCAGCAAACAGGAAUCCUGCUGCUGGACGCUUUCCUGCGAAUCAGCAAAGCCUCGGCAUACAGCUUGCUCAGCUUGGCCGAGAUGCCUCUGCUGCAGGUGCUGCUCGUCGUUUGGCCACACAGAAGAAAGAUAUUGAAGAAGUUGAGUCAGUUGGGGUUGCUAGAAAAUCUGAUCCCAACAGGGCAGUCAAGUACUUCAGAUUGGAGUUGCUAGACAAUGAACUAGAAGACAGUGGUGAUGAUUUAGAUUUUAGAGCGGUUCAAAAUGGAUUUGUUGCUGUCACUCCGUUAUCUCUUUCACAACAUGUAGCGCAAGAAAUUGAGACAGCUGCUUCAGAUUGGAUUUCUAACGCCUUACAAGCCGAGGAGUGAGAGUCGUCACCUAUGCUGUGUUAGUAAAAACUUUUUUUUUGUGUUCAUAGCUGAUAGUGUAUUAUUUUUCCAAUCGGAAAAAUUGCUUUUCUUAAACUAUACCCAGUAUAUAGUUCCUGAAUUUUUGUAUGUUUGACCUGGGAAGCAAAUGCUGACCCAGUUAACGUUACAGACUACAGAGAAGUGUGCUUGCAGAAUGGAUACACAUCCUAUUAUUCAUUUGUUUCUGAAUGAUAACAAAUAUAUAGACCGUAUGAUCAUCAUCAUUAUCAUUACCCAGUACCACAAAGGUUCCCAUCUUGAGAUG